This is a messenger RNA of Schizophyllum commune H4-8, 1072 nucleotides long. RefSeq lists its product as uncharacterized. The transcript has 3 exons. The record is from RefSeq and is a predicted model, not a curated record. Lineage: Eukaryota; Fungi; Basidiomycota; Agaricomycetes; Agaricales; Schizophyllaceae. The coding region runs from base 321 to 950 and encodes 209 amino acids.
GCUCGCCUCCGAGUCCGAGUCGCAAGGCCGCUGGGUAUCGAGGGUAUCGUAGCGCGCGCGCAAACACGAGAGCCGCAGCUGAGCGCUUUGAACCAUAUCCAAAGAUAUGGUUAUUCGGAGCAAGAGUAAGAGAAGAUGGGGAUGCGUGAAGACGACAUGCGCGACGCGGACACCCGUAUAAGUACAGACAGGCAGCUUGUCCGGGCACACCAUAAGUGCGAGUCAGUCACAGAAGAGCCGGCGCAGACACUUUGACAGCCAAACGCAGCGGAUGCGCGGCGGCACAGCCAACUCCAUAACCCCAUCCAGUAUCCUUGGCGAUGAGACCCGCCUGCGCCGCUGUAGGGAGGCGGCGUACCAACGAUCAUGACAGCGACGCAGUGGUACUCGUUAGGGUGUUCGCAGACAUCCACCGCCAGGCCGUGAAGUCAGAGCGACGAACUGAGGUUCGGCGGCCCUGUUCCACCGAUACUUCCAUUCGCGGCGGCGUGUCUCGCGACAGCAAAGCUGUAUUUACGGUGGGACAUUGGCACGGAGACAACGAUCUUCGUCGGAGAAGAGCAUCUGAGUGUCCCCAAAGUCGACAGCGGCGUCAACCUGUUCGAACUCACAUCGAAGGGUCCAGAUGCAAGAGAAAACAUGACGGGCGUGUUCAACCUGAGGCCUCGGCGAACUCCGGUUCGAGUGUCACACGCUCGCGGUCCAGUGUCACACGCCCGCAGGGUCAUGAGUGCACCUUCAGUGCGUCGCGUCCGGCCUCGCCUUCGCGAAAACUCGGGGAGAUCUACUAUCAUCGUCCGUUCCAAGGCUCUUCUGGGCAAGCGCUGCAGGUAUAUAACGAGGGCUUGCGGUCGCAGACAGGUCAGCACAAAAUCCCCUCUCAUAAUUUAUGGGGUGCCCGACACCGCCGCCAUGAUAUUGGUGGUUCGUCGCUGACACCCAUCAAGUAACUUAUUCGACUGUCAAUAGACCCAUCGACGGCAUUACACCCGUUUUUGUAUUUUUGCAUGAAUCUUCGGCGAUACCCGAAGUGAUAUCACUACUCGAAUACCCAUCAUCCCACCACUCUUCC